Microstroma glucosiphilum is the source of this 1324-nucleotide messenger RNA. RefSeq lists its product as hypothetical. The transcript has 2 exons. The coding region runs from base 156 to 1211 and encodes 351 amino acids. NCBI's taxonomy places the organism in Eukaryota, Fungi, Basidiomycota, Exobasidiomycetes, Microstromatales, Microstromataceae. The record is from RefSeq and is a predicted model, not a curated record.
GGUGGAGUUUCCUUACAGAGAGUAGGACGUUACCUUCUUACCUCUCAAUCUCAUCAGACUCGUGAUACUACCUAGAAGAGUGACAGACGGACGACCCUCCAAACCUCCAAGCCAGUCACCUAUUCCACCUGCCAUUUCGCCCCUCGCCGCCCGCCAUGAGCACCAGCUACUCCCUGGAUGAUCUUCAAGAUCUACAAACCCAACCAAUCUUUCUCUCUCAAUUCCUCAAACUCUCCCUACCACGUAUUCGUACCCUCUAUAAUCCAAGUACAGCACGUCUUACAGGUCCUACCCGUCAACCAAGUUUCACAAAUCGAGCCUACUUUGGUAGUACCACCGCGGUAGCCACGAGUGAUUCACCUCCUUCUCCAACGUUGCUCAAGGCUCUUCCCGAACUACAACUCUCCGAAUGGCCUUCUUUUCUCGAAUCCAUCCAUACCUCUCUUUCCACCAUUCAGGGAGGAGAACAUAUCCUUGCCCCACCAGCCUUUCGAGCAGAUGAUCUACCCAUAGCAACACUUCUCCCCACUGUCUUCCUCUGGGUCAUUGUAGCUGUUUGGCAACCCUGUCUACGAAUGUACGAACUCGACGAGUUUCACAUUGCCAUUGGUGCUGGUCAAGGGGGAGAAGGAGAGAGAAGACGAGAACUCAAAGCUGGUGAUCAUUUACCUGAACAUGAGGAAUUGGAAUGGGCACAGCAGGUAGGAGAAGAGACGGUGGGUGCUCUACCGAGACAAGUCUUCUAUACUAUCAAGCCUACUACUACGAGGGAUCGGAUGGAUCCGCCUGGAAAGGAGGAAGACGAGGCCUUUCGUGGGAUCAAGGCCCUCAUCUCCGUCGAGGAACCCUGGACAGUCGAUCUAAGUCUGCUAGACCCUACCUCGAUUUCCUCAGAGGAAAUCCUCUCUUGUCUAAAGGAGAGCGGUCAAGGCAAACUCAAGAAUCAAGAAGGAGCAGACCUAAAGCGCGCAACGACUUUUGCUGCCCUCCUUACCUGUCUCUCCUCCCUCCAAGAGUCAAAGGUACGAUUUGCCGUACUCACAACUUAUGAGCUCUUCGUCUUUGUAAAGGUUGGAUUCUCGGGGGAUGGAGUUAUUGAUAUGGUGGAGAUGUCCCCACCGGUCAAAUCGGGUGAUACACUCAAGCAAGGCAAGUCAACCUCGGUCUUUGCCGCCAUGUGGUGGUUUGGCAAGGAGAUUAUGACUGGAUGAUAGAUGGAGGAGAGCACGGUCAAGAUCGAGAGGAGAGGUUGCGGGACUCACUAUAGGCUCAACGAGGGAUUUCUGCAAGGUGGUAUACUACCUCGGCGUGCUUAUCUGGCUAC